CAUUGUGUUGCAGAAGAAGAAGAAGAAGGCGAUCGGCAUCACAAUGUCUGCCAGUUUUGUCCCAGAGCCUUCCUUAGCUCAAGGACAGACGAGGACUUCCAUCGCUGGCUCGAAGACAGCGCGAACUGCCCUGUACGUUGGACUGGCGGCGUCCGCCGGCACCGUCGUGUUGUUCGCGUGCUACUUUGUGGCAGGCGAGCAACAGCAGAAGUCGUUCUGCUGCUCUGACGUCAUGCAGCUGCUCGCGCCCAUCUCCAACAGGAGCGUCGACCCGUGCUCGAACUUCGUGGAUUUCGCCUGCUACCGCGUCAAGCAUCUGGACCAGAACAAGCUCGGCAUGGACGCCGUGGAGACUGCAGUCGUGCGUCCCACUUUGCGAGGUCAGCUCAAGAUGGCCGCCGCCAACCGAUUGCACACACACCACAGGAGCUGCCUCGCUGCCUUUGUUGAAGGAGCGCUGUCUCCGGAGAACGCCAUCCGCUUCGUCCUGUCCAUGUUCCGCGACUGGUCUGGUAGCGCUGAACACAUAGACCUUCUCAAGGUGCUGGGCCUGCUCCACCUGCGCUACAACCUGCCCACGGUGUUCGCCGUGUCAUUUUCGUUCAGGCCCGCGCACGAAGGCUCCGGCGUCGACCGACACAGUGUGCGAAUCAGCGGUGCCUACGCGCCUCGACUGAUGGCUUCCGCAGACGCCGUAGUCGUGGAGAACCGCAUGGUCGCCUUUCUCUCAACGCACCUCCGGCAAGGCACGUCUCGCGAAGAACACCAGUCCUCUCAGAGCGACUUGCGGGACGACAUCCUGCGCGCCAACUUCCGCCUUCAGGACGCGCUGCAAGUCUUCGACGACAUCGUCCACACAGGUGACGCGAGCUUGCUCCAGCAGCUUUUUCCCGAGCACGACCUCAGCUCUUGGAGGGAAGUGCUCGGCGACUGCUGUGACUCGUGGCACCUGGAGGUACAAGACCCGCAAAACGCACGCAACGUCUUUCACGUGCUCGAGGAUGGCCAGACACGGAGCGAAGCAUUCGAGGCCUACUUCGCCAUAACAAUCGCCAUGGCCGUGUUCUCCGAAGAGUUCACUCUUGCGGAACGCACCGAUGAUAUGAGUUUGUGCGGCAAGUUAUGCGACCGGAUGGCGCGGCAGCCGCAGGCACUGUGGGACAUCUCGUCGGCGACGGUACUCACCAGCGCAAACCUGGACACCUCGGUUCGCAUGACAUUCGACACUAUGACUGCUGCCGUGGCUUCUGAAGCCAGCGAACUGUUCGCCAACUACACAGACUCGGGCAGCAUACGCGAACUUGUGCGGAGCGUGCGCCUUCUCCUGCCGAAUGACAUCGCUCGCCCUUACACGAGCAUCCUGCCUAACCUGACGGACAGCUAUCUCCAGAACAAAUUCACCAUUCGCAGUUUCUUGUUCAAGGUCAGUGUUCUGGACUCGGCACGAGGACUGGGGGGCCUGCGCCGGUUGCACACACUGAACCGCUUCACUGCGCGCGUCGGCGGCCACGUGGUGGUCUCCCCGCGGGUGUACCCGAUGCUGAGCGUCGACAAGGGAAGCCAGACCGUGGUCAACGCGGCCUCGCUGGGCGUCUCGCUCGCGGACAGUCUCUGGGACGCCGUGUUCUCACGCCGGGAAUGGUCGGUGCCCCUCCUGCAUCGGCUGGACGCGCACACGUCCUGUCUGCAGCGUUACGUCAGGACCGAGUUGGAAGGCCGGCUCUCCUAUCCGCUGCUCUCGGUGCGAUCAGCCGUGCGCGCCGUGUCCUGGCCUCAGUGGCACGCCAGGGCGGACGACGACUGGAAGCUGUCGGCCAGCCAGGUGUUCUUCAUGCUUUUUGUCCUGAGGCACGCCUGCCUAGCGCGUGACCACGCCGACAAAGAAGCGACCCUUUCCCGGCGGCCCUUCAUGCUUCGCGUCAGCCACUUCGCUGCGGCGUUCGACUGCAAGCCGGCGCCUUUGCUGGGGCUGGGAAGCUGCCUUUGAUAGCUUCGGACAAUUGCAGGUGCCAUUCGGGAUACGGUAACUUUUUGUUAGGCAGAGACAGCUUCGUCUAACCCUAUUCUGUCUCCUGAUCCUUACCGGAACCACAAGGUUGCAUCUACCAAUCGUUAUUCCGCGGUAUUCGCAUUUAUGCAUCGCAAAAUGCCUAACAGGUCAGAAAUGGAUCGUUAUAUCUAUCAUGUUUCUGUUUUAUGUUUUCCCCUUUAUUUCACAUUCGCUGCUUUUCUGAUUUCGUGUUCAUUGAUUUGUACAGUUCGUUACUAACCUGACUGCCAUAUCGUAAUGAUCUUCCUUUCUGAAAGUUUCUAGUCCUCUUCACGAAACACGUGCGUUUAGAACCGUGUUUCCGUACUUACAUUCCAAUUAGCUAGCUUAUUCUGUUUAAUGACCGCGGGAAAAAUAAAAAGUACGACUUUUAAAAUUUUAUAUUCGCUCAAAACUGGCUCUACUGUCACGAAUAUAUAUUCAAUGUGACAGACGCUGCAGAACCAACGGGUGUCGUUCGUAAGCGAUCACGGAUGCAACAAUUACGUCGACAGAAAGUUCGCCUUGCCUGACUACAAUGCCACUUUUUCAAGAUUAUGAAUCCACAACGCUGCCAUUUGCGAUAUAAUUCUUGGACAGCUUUCUUUUUAUUUUGCGCACUGUUAUGCGAGUGAGAAAUGUCUUUUUCAAAUUUCUUCCAUUUAUUG
Dermacentor albipictus is the source of this 2697-nucleotide messenger RNA. RefSeq lists its product as uncharacterized. The record is from RefSeq and is a predicted model, not a curated record. NCBI's taxonomy places the organism in Eukaryota, Metazoa, Arthropoda, Arachnida, Ixodida, Ixodidae.